CCUGCUUGGACGUGCAUCGUUUCAAGGCAACCGGACACUCUGGGCUUCCUGCCAUCUUUGUCUCCCACAGGUGACGUCAUGAUGCCGGCAGUCGGUACCCCAUCAUCUCUUUCUGGUGGCGAAGGGGGAACGGAGGCCGUGGGACCCCAUGAGGGUCUGGUGAGCUUUGAGGAGCUGUCUGUGUCUUUCACGGAGGAGGAGUGGGCGCUGCUGGAUCCGGACGAGAGAGCUCUGCAUCAGGAAGUCACGGAGGAGAUCUGUGGGAUCGUGGCCUCUCUGGUGGCCGCACACUGGGUGGGCCUUUUCAUCAAGCUGUCCACCCAAGCCCCAAGAUCUCUUUCUUCUACGGUCGCCACCAGUUUAGAUCUGAUGGACCAGGAGAGAAUAAGAACAGGAGCAAUGCACAAGAUGACCAGGAAACCCUCUGCUUUUCAUGGCCACAGUGAAACCCCAGUACAGGAAAACGUAGCUGAACUAAUGGAAAUAAAUCAGUAUUCUGUGCGUAGGACAAGCUUUGAUUCUCAAUCAAGUCUUAAAAGCCAUUGUAAAACUCACAGAGAUGACAACUCAUUAAAAUGCUUGGAGUGUGGAAAGAGUUUCACUAGAAGCACACACCUUAGUUGUCACACAAGUCACACAGGGGGAAUACCAUGUGAAUGUGCAGAGUGUGGAAAUUGCUUCAGUGAGAAGAUACAAAGCACUUCUCAUCAAAGAAUUCAUACAGGGGAGAAUCCAUAUGAAUGUGCAGAGUGUGGAAAACACUUCAGUCAGAGUUCGAGCCUCACUUCUCAUCAAAGUAUUCAGACGGGGGAUAAACCAUAUGAAUGUGCAGAGUGCAGAAAUUGCUUCAGUGAGAAGAUACAAAGCACUUCUCAUCAAAGUAUUCACACAGGGGAAAAACCAUAUGAAUGUGCAGACUGUGGAAAGCACUUCAGUCGGCGUUCAAGCCUCACUUCUCAUCAAAGAAUUCACACAGGGGAGAAACCAUAUGAAUGUGCAGACUGUGGAAAGCACUUCAGUCAGAGUUCAAGCCUCACUCGUCAUCAAAGAAUUCACACAGGGGAGAAAUCAUAUGAAUGUGCAGACUGUGGAAAGUGCUUCAGACGGAGCGCACACCUCACUUCUCAUCAAAGAAUUCACACAGGGGAGAAACCAUAUGAAUGUGCAGACUGUGGAAAGCGCUUCAGAUGGAGCACACACCUCACUUCUCAUCAAAGACUUCACACAGGGGAGAAAUCAUAUGAAUGUGCAGACUGUGGAAAGUGCUUCAGACGGAGCGCACACCUCACUUCUCAUCGAAGAAUUCACACAGGGGAGAAACCACAUGAAUGUGCAGAGUGUGGACAGCGCUUCAGUCACACGGCAAGCCUCACUUCUCAUCAAAGUAUUCACACGGGGGAGAAACCAUAUGAAUGUGCAGACUGUGGAAAGAGCUUCAGUCAGAGUUCAAGCCUCACUUCUCAUCAAAGAAUUCACACAGGGGAGAAACCAUAUAGCUGUGCAGAAUGUGGAAAGCGCUUCAGUCAGAGUUCAGUCCUCACUUCUCAUCAAAGAAUUCACACAGGGGAGAAACCAUUUGAAUGUGCAGAGUGUGGAAAGCGCUUCCGUCAUGGCGUAAGCCUCACUCAUCAUCAAAGAAUUCACACAGGAGAGAAACCAUAUGAAUGUGCAGAGUGUGGAAAGUGCUUCAAACGCAGCACACAACUCACUUCUCAUCAAAGAAUUCACACAGGGGAGAAACCAUAUGAAUGUGCAGAGUGUGGAAAGAGCUUCAGUCGGAGAACACAACUCACUUCUCAUCAAAGAAUUCACACAGGGGAGAAACCAUAUGAAUGUGCAGAGUGGGGAAAGCGCUUCAGUCAGAGCACACACCUCACUUCUCAUCAACCAAUUCACACAGGGGAGAAACCAUAUGAAUGUGCAGACUGUGGAAAGUGCUUCAGACGGAGCACACACCUCACUUCUCAUCAAAGAAUUCACACAGGGGAGAAACCAUAUGAAUGUGCAGACUGUGGAAAGUGCUUCAGACGGAGCGCACACCUCACUUCUCAUCAAAGAAUUCACACAGGGGAGAAACCAUAUAGCUGUUCAGAAUGUGGAAAGCGCUUCAGUCAUAGUUCAGUCCUCACUUCUCAUCAAAGAAUUCACACAGGGGAGAAACCAUUUGAAUGUGCAGAGUGUGGAAAGCGCUUCCGUCACGGCGUAAGCCUCACUUAUCAUCAAAGUAUUCACACAGGGGAGAAACCAUAUGAAUGUGCAGAGUGUGGAAAGUGCUUCAGUCAGAUGAUACAACUCACUUCUCAUAAAAAAAUUCACAGACGGGAGAAACCAUAUGACUGUGCAGAGUGUGGAAAGAGCUUCAGUCGGAUAACACAACUCACUUCUCAUCAAAGAAUUCACACA
Molecule: messenger RNA, 2403 nt
Organism: Elgaria multicarinata webbii
Lineage: Eukaryota; Metazoa; Chordata; Lepidosauria; Squamata; Anguidae
Product: zinc finger protein 420-like
Exons: 4
Biological process (GO): regulation of DNA-templated transcription
Source: RefSeq, a predicted model, not a curated record